Messenger RNA from Spodoptera litura, 834 nucleotides. RefSeq lists its product as uncharacterized. The record is from RefSeq and is a predicted model, not a curated record. NCBI's taxonomy places the organism in Eukaryota, Metazoa, Arthropoda, Insecta, Lepidoptera, Noctuidae.
AUGUCUGAGUGCUGCACGGAUACCCAAGACCAAAUGACCAUCACGGAUCCUACUCUGAGUGCCACCGACCUAAAUGUGGCGUAUGAAAUCAGGUGCUUGAGGCAGGAAUUGGGUGCAAUGAGGGACGAGUUUCGUCAGUUUCAGAGCGAGCUCCUAAGUCUGCGCAUGUCGGUAAGUGACUGUAACGAUCGAAUGACUAAAAUCGAAAACAAAGUGUCCGACGUUGAGAGGCGCUUUGAGGAGCAAAGUCCCGCUAGCUAUGACGCCAUAGAAGCCACUAUCGCUGCACUAAAGACACAACUAAACGACCGGGAUCAGGAGCUCCUCCAGAACGACCUAAUAAUUGCUGGCAUACCGGAGACCAAGGAUGAAAACAAAUUCCACACCAUCAAGGUCCUGUCGACGAAACUGGGUGUCACCGUGGAAGACCGGGAUGUCGUAAACAUUGAGCGCAUCGGUGGUGUGAGGCGCGGUUUAAUCGACGGUGCUGACUCGCCAUCGGGAGAACUGCGGGCGCGCGUCAUCGCGGUGCGACUGGCGCGCCGCGAUGUCCGCGACCAACUGCUGCGGGCGGCGCGCGUGCGACGCGGCCUCACCACGGCGGACCUCAACAUAAGCGCCCCACCGCGUAGGAUCUAUGUGAAUGAGCGUCUCACACAAAUGAACAGUAAACUGUUCCAUAGCGCUCGUGAGGCUGGGCAGCGGGCUAGGUAUAGGUACGUCUGGACAAAGGACGGGCGUAUCUAUGCGCGUAGGGAAGAUGGAGUCCCUGCUCAGCGUAUCCGCAAUGAUGCGGACCUAGCGCAGAUUUUUGGAAGCAGUCGAGUUCGUUAA